This is a messenger RNA of Piliocolobus tephrosceles (Ugandan red Colobus), 4410 nucleotides long. It is a transcript of the gene FGF11, whose product is annotated as fibroblast growth factor 11. Gene Ontology annotation, molecular function: growth factor activity. The coding region runs from base 1941 to 2618 and encodes 225 amino acids. The record is from RefSeq and is a predicted model, not a curated record. NCBI's taxonomy places the organism in Eukaryota, Metazoa, Chordata, Mammalia, Primates, Cercopithecidae. The transcript is spliced from 5 exons.
ACAGGUUGCCCCAAUCCAGCCUCGCUACUCUCCACAUCUGUGGCCAGCACUCCGCCCAGGGGCAGCUUCCAGAAACCGUCUGUCCCCAGUUCUUUUGGUCAUUUCUCUUAAGGGUCAAUAGAAAUGGGAGAAACAUAUUUGCUGACCAAACGCGGAAAGGAGUUAUGGAGACCAGGGUCUGAUCAAUUUCGCUCACACACAAAGGCAGAGACAUGAAGGAGGCCGGAUUUCGCCCGAGGCUGGAUCUCACCACCACCCCUCCUCCAUCUCUCCAGUUCUUCCCCCACUUUCCUCCUGCUGUUCUGUCCUCGCUAACAUCCCGGCCAGUAGGGUCCCUCUCCAUUCUCCUAGCGUCCGCCAUUCCAUCUCCCUUGGGCCCAACCUCUCCUUCCUAUCCAGAGGUGCGUUCGAGAGGCCUUCUUGUUCCUCCUUCUCUGAAGGCUGAGACGUGCGGCCUUGCCUCGGCUUUGCCUGCUUGUAAGACACAGUCCGCACUCUCUACCUCCGAGGAACCCCGGGGUUCCUCCUGCCCGGCUUCACCCUCCUAUUUCCCAGCGUCUCCGCCCCCUGCCCCGCCCCCGGGCCGGCUCUCCGAGGAGGGGGAACUGCUGUCGCCGCCGCCGCCGCCUCAGCUUCCCACAGCCGCUGCCGCUGCCGCCGCUGCCGCCGCUCUGCCUGGUCCAGCCACCGGCCCAGUGCUCUGACUUCGCCGGACCGGGGAGCUCUGCAGAGACACCCUGACUCCUUCCCGAGGGUCCGGGACGCCUAGCCGGGCGUGGGGGGAAGCUCCGUUUGCGGGGGACAGGGAGGGAGGAGCCUGGAGCCGAAGCCAGCGCCACCCGUCGCCGGAUCAACAGGACAGGACAGGUUGAGGGGCGUCGGGGAAAGGAAGAGGGGGUGCUAUAGGCAAUCCCGGGGAGGACGAGGAAGCCCUGUCGCAGGAAGCUGUGAUCCGCUCUGACUUGUAGGGGGCCUGUUCACAUUUGGGGACUGGUGACAACGUGGGUGCACUCCUCUCUCGGGGGGCUGGUUAGAUUGGAGGGCGUGGGAUCUAAACAGCACCAGCUGUCCCCAAGAAAAUUUAAGGGGCAGCCAGGGGAGAAAAAAAAAGCAAACACGGAUGCUCCUCAUUUUGAGGUGGCGGAAGGCCCUCCAGACAGCUACCUGGUGUAUCCAUUAGGAAGGGUGGAUUUGGAGGUGACUUCAAAAGGAGCGGAGGGUGUGAAGGUGAAGAAAGGGUCUUGGCCGCUAGAAUUCUAUGCUACUAGACAUGGGGGUGACUUGGUGAAAAAGCUGUUAUCCAGCCAGAGGGUCUGGGAGCCCCGUCUUACUGAAUCUGGGCAACCUGGAUAUUCUGAGACAUAUUUUGGGGAGAUUUCAGUGAAAAAGGUGGGGAAUCCCCUCCAUUUAGAGUGUAGCAAAGGAAAAAACACCAAGGUUGGGUUCCUUCCUGACAAUGGCAGUGCCCCAGUAGGGGUGGGAUGAGCGAAUAUCCCCAAAGCUAAAGUCCCACACCCUGUAGAUUACAAGAGUGGAUUUGGUAGGAGUGUGCCCCAAACUACAGUGGAAAGGUGCCUGGAGAUAUUUUAACCACGUCUUGGAAAUUCGGGGGGUCUUGGUUUUGGGAUAGGUGAAGUGGGGACAGACACUGGAGAGGAGGGAAAGAGGACAUUUUCAGUAGGAGGCAAAACUCGAGGGUGGGAUCCACUGAGGAGUACAUAGGCUGCUGGAUCUGGUGGAGCCAGCACUGGGCCCAAGGGUGGCAACUGGCUGCUGUGGAGGGGCUUACUUUGGGGGGGGGUUCUGGGGCUUAUCCUCAGGUCCUGUGGGUGGGGCAGCGAGUCGGGGCCUGAGCGUCAAGAGCAUGCCCUAGUGAGCGGGCUGGAGCCCAGCGCGCUCCUGGCGCCGGCCGGUUUGGGGGUGUCUCCUCCCGGGGCGCCAUGGCGGCGCUGGCCAGUAGCCUGAUCCGGCAGAAGCGGGAGGUCCGCGAGCCCGGGGGCAGCCGGCCAGUGUCGGCACAGCGGCGCGUGUGUCCCCGCGGCACCAAGUCCCUUUGCCAGAAGCAGCUCCUCAUCCUGCUGUCCAAGGUGCGACUGUGCGGGGGGCGGCCCGCGCGGCCGGACCGCGGCCCGGAGCCUCAGCUCAAAGGCAUCGUCACCAAACUGUUCUGCCGCCAGGGUUUCUACCUCCAGGCGAAUCCCGACGGAAGUAUCCAGGGCACCCCAGAGGAUACCAGCUCCUUCACCCACUUCAACCUGAUCCCUGUAGGCCUCCGUGUGGUCACCAUCCAGAGCGCCAAGCUGGGUCACUACAUGGCCAUGAAUGCUGAGGGACUGCUCUAUAGUUCGCCGCAUUUCACAGCUGAGUGUCGCUUUAAGGAGUGUGUCUUUGAGAAUUACUACGUCCUGUACGCCUCUGCUCUCUACCGCCAGCGUCGUUCUGGCCGGGCCUGGUACCUCGGCCUGGACAAGGAGGGCCAGGUCAUGAAGGGAAACCGAGUUAAGAAGACCAAGGCAGCUGCCCACUUUCUGCCUAAGCUCAUGGAGGUGGCCAUGUACCGGGAGCCUUCUCUCCACAGUGUCCCCGAGGCCUCCCCUUCCAGUCCCCCUGCCCCCUGAAAUGUAGUCCCUGGACUGGAGGUUCCUUGCACUCCCAGUGAGCCAGCCACCACCACAACCUGUCUCCCAGUCCUGCUGUCACCCUUGCUGCCACACACAUGCCCUGAGCAGCCAGGUCCCACCAGGUGCUCUACCCUGAGGGAACCUAGGGGCUGGCUGUGACUUCUGAGGCUGCUGAGACCCUUAGAUCCUUGGGCCUAGGAGGGAGUCAGAGAGGGGGAUGUCUGAAGAUGGUCCUGGCUGAUCACUUCUUUCUUUGCACGCUCACACAACGCCAUGCCUUUUCCUGAGAUGGCGCUGGGAGUUCCCAAAUGGACAGCCAGGGCGCAAACAUUUCCCAUGCCGGCUCGUACAGUUCCUGGAGUCCCGUGCCCAUUUUCGUUGCCACUGAGCCAUUUCUAGAUUCACUGAAGCUCAGGAUUCAUGUGUCCUUCUUUCCCUACUCUACCUUCUGCCUUGGUCUGGACACAUUCUGGAACACUGGACACCCUAGCCAGGGCCACUUCUGCACUAGGGCUUUGUGCUGGAACCUAGGUAUGCUGCCAGCCUUUGCUCUGGAUCCAUCAGGCUUCUGUCCUUGACUCAGAUGGAUCCCUGGUUUCCAAGUAGAAAGAGGCUAGAUUUGAGCCUUGUCUAGCUGUUGGCCUUGGCCUGAACUGGAACCAGUCUCAGAUGACCACGGGUUUAACCUUCUUAUCCCAGAGACACCCAAUUCUAGAGCUUUAUGGACCUAUACUUCCUCCUGAAUCCUAGCUCUAGGACAUAGAUCAUGACUCUCAGCCCUUUUACCCAGGAUGGAGCUGGGGCCUGUAUAGCCAUAUUAUUGCUCUCAGUAAGUUCUGGCCCCACCCUCCCACCUUCUUGAGUGAUACCUAUUACGGAUGAGUUCUGGAAAAGACCCAGCUAUGAUUCAUAAAAACCGUUCUGGAUGAAUCAAGAACCACUUCUUGUUUUUCCUAGAUAAUUCUCUAAAAAUACGAUUCUUCCAUAUAGAAUGCUAAGCUUAUUUUUACAUGCAGUUUCUAGCUACUUCAACCCAGAUGAGGCUGUGCCAGGGAGACAGAGUCUGGAGAAGGGCAGAGGGAUUUUGGAAAGAUCCCUGGCUCAUAGUAGGGAAGCUGGGAUGGGGGAGGGGUCAAAAUUAUGGCAUGAUUGAACCUGCCUCUGUGUUAGAUGGAUAUGAAUACUUAGCUACCUCAGCAGGAAUUCCUUCCAGGUCCCCUUUAAAGCUGAGGUCCUUAAAGUAAUGUGUCCUGAAUAAAAAGGACAAAUGGAUACAGCCUUGACCCUCCCAGUGAGGAGACCCCAAUUCAGCAAUAAGUCUCACCCUUCUCCCCUAUAGGUCAGGCCAAGGAGGGUGAAGGCCUCUUGCAUUCCAGACCUCAUAUGCCCCAACAGCUUCUAAUUGGAUAGAACUUGCUUUACCUUACAGCUUAGAACCUUAGCUGAGUUUUAGAUACCCAAAAAGGGCCUGUCUAGAUUUUUUCAGAAAAACAUGGAGCGCUAGGGGCAGCCUGGAAAAAACUGGGAACCUGCUAGUGAACUAGGAGGGAGACUCCCAUAGCCUCAGAUUUGGAUAGGGUAGGCUGAGGGGGCCCUAAGGGAGGGAUUAGGGCUCCAAGGCAGGUCACUUUUCCUUAGGCUGUUCUACUUCUGGCUUGUUGCAAGAGGAGUAGAUGUCCCCUCACCCACACAAACCCCGCUCAGGCUCCACCCAACUCCUGGAACUGCUCCCAGGGGAUCGGGUCCCCACUCCACGCUUUCUCAAUUAAAGACGAUGUAUACAACUAAA